Molecule: messenger RNA, 1209 nt
Organism: Erigeron canadensis
Lineage: Eukaryota; Viridiplantae; Streptophyta; Magnoliopsida; Asterales; Asteraceae
Product: F-box protein At5g07610-like
Exons: 1
Coding region: 1-1209 (402 amino acids)
Molecular function (GO): protein binding
Source: RefSeq, a predicted model, not a curated record
AUGUCUUCUGCAGAGAAAGUUGCUUCGUGCGACGGCCUUACGUCAGAGAUCCUUUUACGAUUACCGGUAAGAUCAUUGCUUCAUUUCAAGUCUGUUUCCAAACACUGGUAUUCUCUCAUUUCAAGCUCUAGUUUCAAACUCCCUAACCUUGACCCCCCUUCGGGUCUGUUCGUCGCAGAUUAUAUCAAUAAACCAAACCCAGAAUAUGAUUUUAUCCCAUUCGAUAUUGAAAGUCCAGUCAAACCACCUUUGAGAGCUCUUCAUUUUGAUCCAACUGUUAAGUGUUUGAUGAUCGAGCACUCCUGUAAUGGUUUAAUGUUGUGUUCUGCCUAUACUGAUGAGUAUUUUCGACAUAACAAUAAAUAUGUGAUGAAUUACAAGUAUUAUAUAUACAAUCCAACUAUUAACAAAUUCAAUACUCUUCCUAGACUUGAAAACUAUGCAAAUAAUGGAUCGGUUCGAUAUGGUAUGACCUUACAUUUUGACCCGACACAAUCAUCUCACUACAAAGUCAUAUAUGUUUGUGGCUACGAGACGAAUCCUCUUACUGGUAACACUCGUUACCAGAUUGAAAUUUAUUCCUCACAAACUCGCACUUGCAAGACUUCCUGUGAAUUUGAACUUGAUGAAGAUAUUUAUAUCGAUUUUAGGGCUGGUGUUUUUUGGAACAAUGCCCUUCACUGGAUUCAGAAAUCGGGAUUUAUAUUUUGUUUCAACUUGGAUCAAGAGAUUGUUCAUCAGAUACAAACCCCUAUAGGUCCUAUUGGCGGUUGGGUUGAGGAAGAAAACUAUUCAAAUUACUUAUUUGAAUCCCGAGAUCACUUGCUUGUGAUUGAAAUCCAGCGACCUCAUACUUCUAAGUUCAAGAUUCAUGACUUGAAGAAAGAUUAUUCAGAAUGGUUUGUGAAAUACAAUGUUGAUCUUGGGGGAAUUUCUGGAUCAUUCCCUGAAAUUAUGAAUCCUGAAUCCGCUGAUACCUUUGAGUUUGCUAUACUAGCUCUUGUUUUGGGCGAUAAAGAAGACGAGUCAUUCUUGGUACUCGAAAUACAUGGGAAAGCUUUAAGAUUCAAUUUGUUGUCAAAGACUUUCCACAAGCUCCAUGAUUUAACUUCUUCUCGCCCCAAAUCUCACUCUUCUAACCGCAAUGAGGUUUUUCGUCAAUGGCCUUGUGUUUUUCAGUUCGUGGAAUCUCUCGGCAAUGGCCUUUGA